UGAAAACGAUUUGUACUAUUGACUCAAGUGUUCUUGCUUACAGCCUUUCGUCAUAUGCCGGUUGCAUUUUCAGAUCGCCUACUUGUGUCCUUCUCAGCACCAGGGCUGUGGACAGCGCCGCUUUUCUUCCAUUGAGCUCCAGUGAGAGUUCCAUUCAAACGUCAAAGUGUGAUGUAGAACUAAAGUCAGAGAUGGUUCUCAGCGCAUAAUUCACAACUACACGAGUGUGUCAACAUUUUCCCGCUUGUCUAGAACAAUCUAAAUCUCUUUUGAGCAACGACUGACAGGCCUAUGUACCUUCAAUGUGUUAUGUCGGUGACAUGAUUCAAGUGAAGACGUGUUGCUAUUUGACUCCGUGUUAACAUUCAAUCGGCCCACUUCACUCACAUUCAUCUUGUCAUUCUCCUCUGAUAUAGUGUGUCGUCAUUUCAUUUAGAUUCUGCAUUAGCUUCUUGUUUAAUAUUUCAUGCAUUUUUCUUGCCAUGGGAUAUGCUUUGUGAUGUUACUUUAACUUAAUAGAACGCUGAAGUAUUUCAGAAUAUAUAUGGCAUUAGAUUUAUAUUGCUGAGUGAUGAGAAUUAAGGUCGUGUAAUGUUUGAUAUGUUCUGUCAGUGGGCUAGUUUAAACUUGAAAGUACUGUUGUUGACCGAAAAUACCUCUAUACAUUUUCUUUAAUUAAUAUUGUGUAGUUCAUUUCAUUGAACUCAAUGGGCCGCUGUCGGUCAGUGUGUUGCAGUUCUGGAGCAGAUUUGCAGCAGUACCUCCCCCGUCAUCUCGAUAUAUUAGAGAGAGAAAGAGCCCCACGCAGAGCGCACAGUCCGAGUUAGAGAGAACACCAAGCACGGAGACACCAGCCUGAGAUUCUUUUGUUCCAGAAUUGUGACAUUUUUAGUCAAUUACCUUUGACGUUUUCGACUGGCAACUAAUGGAAUAUUGCAGUCUGUUUUACGGAUUAUAAACUGCUUGUUGUUUCAUGGUGAAGGGAAAAUGUCGGACAGAACAAUGAUACGGCAAGUACUGUUGUUUAUCUCGGUCCUCUCUCUCAGUUCAGUGAACGGGCAGGUCAGUUACUCCAUUCCAGAGGAAAUGGCGAAAGGCUCUUUAGUCGGUAACAUAGCGCAGGAUUUGGGUUUAGAUAUCAAAAGACUGAAAUCAGGUAAAGCUCGUAUUUAUACAGGAGACAGCGCAGAAUACAUCGAGCUGAAUAAAGAAAGGGGAGUUCUCCUUAUCAGAGAGAAAAUAGACCGUGAAGCUCUCUGCGGACAGACGACGCCUUGCGCCCUUGACUUUCAAAUGAUUUUAGAGAAUCCAAUGGAAUUAUAUACAAUAACGAUUGAGAUCACAGAUAUAAACGAUAACUCUCCCAGUUUUGGAAAAAAUGAAAUGAAAUUUGAGAUUAGUGAAAUUGCAGGUACCGGAGCCAGAUUUAUGCUGGAGAGGGCAGUGGAUUCGGAUGUUGGUGUUAACGGUCUUCAAACCUACGCCCUUAAACCCACGGAUCACUUUAAAUUACAACUGAAAAACCAGCCAGAUGGUAGUAAAAAGGUAGAGAUGGUUUUACAGAAGCCAAUAGAUCGAGAGGAACAAGGGAAUAUUGAAUUGGUGCUAACAGCAAUGGACGGAGGCGAGCCACAGAUGACUGGGACGCUGCAAAUCCGUGUCACAGUGCAAGACGUGAAUGACAAUGCUCCGGUUUUUACCCAGGAGAUUUACAAAGCCACUGUUGUUGAGAAUACUCCUAAAGGAGCCGUGUUAACUACGGUCAGCGCAUCUGAUGCGGACAAGUGGUCUAAUAGUCUUGUUACCUACUCUACGUCAAGUGGCACCGCUGGUGUAUCGGAUUUGUUUGAGUUAGACCGUGACAGCGGCGAAUUGAAAUUGAUUGGUCAUAUAGAUUAUGAAAAACAAAAACAUUAUCAAAUAUUUAUUGAGGCAAAAGAUCAGGGAGGUCUGUCAGACUCGAGUCAAAUAAUCAUAGAUGUUAGUGACAUGAAUGAUAAUAGUCCUGUUAUCAAUUUGAUUUCCAAAUCAAGUUCAAUACCAGAGGAUUCCCGUCCGAACACAGUAAUAGCUAUGAUGAGCGUGAACGACCCUGAUUCAGAAAGUAAUGGUAAAGUUCACUGUGACAUAAAUGAGAACGUCCCAUUCACUAUUAAAUCGACAUCUAACGCCUUUUACAGUCUAGUAACUGAUAGUGACUUGGACCGAGAGAGAGACUCUGAGUAUAACAUCAGUGUGACGUGCUCUGAUGAGGGCGUGCCCUCGCUCUCCAGCAGCGUCACUCUCACCUUACAGAUAUCAGAUGUGAAUGACAACGCGCCUGUCUUUGAGAGGAGCUCAUAUGAGGCCUACAUUAUAGAAAACAACACACCGGGCCUCUCUAUAUUCACAGUGAAAGCCAGAGACGCUGACUGGAACCAAAAUGCCCGUGUUUCUUACAUACUGGAGGACUCCUCGGUUAACGGAGUGCCCGUAUCCUCAUAUGUGUCCGUUAGUGCUGAUAGUGGAGUCAUUCAUGCAGUGCGCUCUUUUGACUACGAGCAGAUCAAGGAUUUCCAGUUCCGCGUAAAAGCGCAGGAUGGAGGCUCCCCUCCACUCAGUAGCAAUGUGACUGUGAAAAUAAUGAUCCAGGACCAGAACGACAACGCGCCUCAGGUUCUGUACCCAGUCCAGACUAGCAGCUCUCUGGUGGCUGAAAUGGUGCCGCGUUCAGCAGAUGUGGGCUAUCUUGUUACUAAAGUGGUGGCUGUUGAUGUGGACUCUGGACAGAAUGCCUGGCUCUCGUAUAAACUUCAGAAAGCGACCGACAGGGCCCUCUUUGAAGUGGGAUUGCAGAAUGGAGAAAUAAGAACUAUACGCCAAGUCAAUGAUAAAGAUGCUGUGAAACAAAGGCUCACUGUCGUAGUGGAGGACAACGGGCAGCCCUCUCGUUCAGCUACAGUCAAUGUUAACGUGGCGGUGGCGGACAGCUUCCCUGAAGUGCUCUCGGAGUUCACUGACUUUACGCACGACAAGGAGUACAAUGACAACCUGACUUUUUACUUAGUCUUGGCUUUGGCUGUAGUCUCUUUUUUCUUUAUUGUGUCCAUCAUAGCCAUCCUGUCAGUGAAAUGCUACAGAUGGAGACGUGAGCGCAUGUUUUACAAAUCCAACGGGAAUCUCCCAGUUAUUCCGUAUUACCCGCCCCUUUACGCUGACGUAGGUGGCACUGGGACACUGCGACACGUAUAUAAUUACGAGGUAUGUGGAACUACCGACUCCAGAAAGAGUGACAUGAAAUACGUCAGACCUUGCAGUCAGAGCAUCAUUAGUCUGGACGGAACACAGACUCUCCCCCACGCGCAGAGGGACACACUGAUCAAUGAUAAUGGGGAUAACCAGGUGAGCAUGAACAAUCGGCUCUUACAACCUCAGAAUAUGAAUGAUGUCACUGAUUCUCAUUUCAUAAUCUUACACUUCAAUGAUUUCAAAAAUAUAUUCAAUAAUUGGCUACAAAGAGAUCUUUUGGGAGAGUACUUCUGUCCAAGGCAGAGGGACUGUCUCGUUUUGGGUACCCCUCAUUAUCGUUAUGUUUAAAUCCUGCUACUGGUAAAGAGAUCAAUAGGACCUUUCUUGACUUCAUCUGGAAAAAUAAGUCUCACAAACUAAAAAAGUCAGUCCUUUCUAACUAAAGAGCUGAAGGCGGUCUGGAAGUGUUGGAUUUUGUUGACAUAAAUAACACUUUCAAUAUAAACUGGUUGAAAAUAUGUUUGAAUAAUACUAAUUCAAUAUGGUAUUUCAUUCCAAAUAAUGUGUUUGUUAAGUUGGGAGGGCUUCAGUUUUUGCUGAAAUGUAAUUAUAUUCCUGAAAGAUUACCUGCUAAAUUGGCUAGGUUUCACCUACAAGCUUUUUAAUGGCCUGGAAAAUAUGUUUCCUGCACAAUUUUUCCCCACAUAAAGCUCUUUUGUGGAAUAAUUCAGACAUAACUGUAAGGAAUAAGUCAUUGUUCGACCCCAGCUGGCAUGAGAGGAACAUUGACUUUGUUUUUGAUGUUUUCAACAACAGGGGCAAUAUUCUCACAUAUGAACAAUUUAUAACAUUGAAAGAGUUUCCAAUACCUUUCAGAGAGUUUUUCUUUCUGUGAUCAAAGCCGUUCCCAGUGGUCUAACUACACUAAUGAAAACUCAUCUUAGCUUUGGGAAUGAUCACAACGUUUAUCCAGAACUCAGAUUGGAAGGUGUGGGCUUACUUGAGAAAUCUUGUUGUAAUAGAUAUAUAAGACAAAUUAUUCAUUCACAAAAACAAAACAAAAACAAAAAAAAACACUUCAAUGAUUUCACAAGCAAAUUUUAUUAUGGUUCUCUUGCCCUGUGGUUGUAUUUCAAAUAUUGAACAGUGGGCUUCGCUCUAGAAUGUCUGAACUGUGUUUCCUAUGGAUUUGUUUAGUUCAACACUCUGACAGCUUUCCAUUGUGAUCAUGCCAGUAUUGCGAAUUCAGUGAUAGUGCAUAAUGGCCUAAUUGUAACCAGCAUAUAGUUCAUGCUCAAUAACCAUCAGUUACUGUGUUGUGCAUAACAGCUCAUACAUAACAGUAAAUGGUCACUGUAAUCAUGCCUUUAUAAUAGUGCAUACGUAUUUGGUUUUGGAUAUGCGUAUAUUACGCAUGGUUGGCGAGCGUAUGUGCUUUGCAUAUUCUGUGUGUACUUUAGACUCCUGAACUCAGAGGACCGCUGUUGGUCAAUGUGUUGCAGAUUUGCAGUAAUACCUCCCCCAUCAUCUCGAUAUAUUGGCGAAAGAAAGCGCCGCACGCAGAGCACAAAGUCAUGGUUACAGAGAUCUUUAAACACAGAAACACUGAGCUGCGAAUAUUUUGUUCCAAAGUGGGUGACUUUAGGCACAUCUUCCUGUAAUUCUUUAGCACGGAAUCUAAUGGAAUAAUACAGAAUUCUUUACGGAUUAUAAUAUGUGUGUUGUUUGAUAUC
Molecule: messenger RNA, 4961 nt
Organism: Salvelinus fontinalis (brook trout)
Lineage: Eukaryota; Metazoa; Chordata; Actinopteri; Salmoniformes; Salmonidae
Product: protocadherin beta-16-like
Exons: 1
Coding region: 988-3576 (862 amino acids)
Biological process (GO): homophilic cell-cell adhesion
Cellular component (GO): plasma membrane
Molecular function (GO): calcium ion binding
Source: RefSeq, a predicted model, not a curated record